Babesia bigemina is the source of this 462-nucleotide messenger RNA. RefSeq names its product dim1 protein-like protein, putative. Gene Ontology annotation, cellular component: U4/U6 x U5 tri-snRNP complex; spliceosomal complex; U5 snRNP. Gene Ontology annotation, biological process: mRNA splicing, via spliceosome. The transcript is spliced from 5 exons. The record is from RefSeq and is a predicted model, not a curated record. Bases 1 to 462 code for a protein of 153 amino acids. Lineage: Eukaryota; Apicomplexa; Aconoidasida; Piroplasmida; Babesiidae.
AUGUCUUACAUGUUGCAGCACCUCAGGUCCGGAUGGGCGGUGGAUCAAGCUAUCAUGACCGAGGAGGAGCGUUUGGUGGUAGGUGCGGUGUGUGGAGGUUACAGUUUCCAGUGCAUCAGGUUCGGUCAUGACUACAACUAUGCGUGCAUAAAAAUGGACGAGUUGCUUUACAAGGUUGCGGACGACGUAAAGAACUUCUGCGCCAUAUACCUGGUUGACAUCACCGAGGUACCGGAUUUCAACGGUAUGUACGAGCUCUAUGACCCCGUAUCAGUCAUGUUCUUUUACCGAAACAAACACAUGAUGAUCGACCUUGGCACCGGUAACAACAACAAGAUCAACUGGGCCAUGAACGACAAACAAGAGCUGAUAGACAUAAUCGAAACCAUCUAUCGCGGAGCUCGUAAGGGGAGGGGUCUGGUCAUCUCCCCUAAGGAUUAUUCGACCAAGUACAGGUACUGA